This is a messenger RNA of Dipodomys ordii (Ord's kangaroo rat), 479 nucleotides long. Its product is annotated as trans-1,2-dihydrobenzene-1,2-diol dehydrogenase-like. The transcript is spliced from 2 exons. The annotation marks the transcript as partial. The record is from RefSeq and is a predicted model, not a curated record. Gene Ontology annotation, biological process: D-xylose catabolic process. Gene Ontology annotation, molecular function: nucleotide binding; D-xylose 1-dehydrogenase (NADP+) activity. Lineage: Eukaryota; Metazoa; Chordata; Mammalia; Rodentia; Heteromyidae.
GUCCUCACUCCCGGGCCUCCCCUCUCACCUGCCUCCCACCCAUUUGUCUUCUGCACCUGCCCGAGCUUCUGAGUCUGACCCUGUUUUCCCUCCAGGUGGUGGCAGUGGCUGCGCGCGAUCUGAGCCGGGCAAAGGAGUUUGCCAGAAAACACGACAUCCCCAAAGCCUACGGCUCCUAUGCGGAACUGGCCAAGGACCCCAACGUGGAGGUAGUCUAUGUUGGUACUCAGCACCCCCAGCACAAGGAUACCGUGCUACUUUGCCUGGCAGCCGGCAAGGCUGUCCUGUGUGAGAAGCCCAUGGGUGUGACUGCGGCAGAAGUCCGGGAGAUGGUUGCCGAGGCUCGAUCCCGAGGCCUCUUCCUUAUGGAGGUGAGGUUGGAAAGCCCUGGUUGCUUAAUGCCCAGCACAACACUGCUUGCCAUUACUAAAGAUUAUUGCCACUGAUCAUUUCUUUGGAGGAAUGCAGGAAUUUGCCAA